AUGCCUACCAAAGCCCAGGUCAUUGCAGCCCAACAACAAAACCCACAAUCACAGCCCUCAUCAACCGAAUCGUCCCCAAUCUCAAAGCGUCUCCCACGCGCAAACUCCAUCGUCAGAACCGCCGCCUCGCGCGGCGCGCAAGCAACACCAAGGCAAAUCCGCAUCUUACUUUGCAACCCCAACUCCACCGCCGCCAUGACACGCGCUUGCGUGGAUAUGGUUUUGCCCACGCUCUCCUCCAACGUAGUAUUGGUAGGCUGCACAGCGCUCGAACCUGCGCCCAGCGCCGUGGAAGGAAAAUUUGACGACGUGAUGAGCGCGGCGGUCGCUGUACAGGGGAUCUUGCAGCAUGCAAGUCAAUUCGAUGCGUUUCUGAUUGCGUGCUACAGCGAUCACGCGCUGAUUAGGAUGUUGAGAGAGGAGUUGACGCAGCCCGUUGUUGGGAUCAUGGAGGCGAGUCUUUUUGCAGCGCGGACGCUGGGGACGCGGUUUGGGAUUAUUUGCAGUGGACCGCGGUCCAAGUAUACAUUGGAAGACACCGUGCGAAGUUCUGGGUUUGACAAUUUCUGCGUUGGGGUGAGGAGCUGUAAUUUGGGUGUUUUGGGAUUGAAAGAGAGGCCCAGAGACGAAGUGCUGCGCAUCAUGGGUCAAGUUGGAAGGGAGCUAGCUGGGGAUGGCGCAGACGUGAUUCUGCUUGGCUGUACGGGCAUGGCGGACCUGAAGUCUGCAGUUGAGGAAGCUGUCGGUGAGGAUGUUCAGGUCAUUGACGGAGUUGUGGCUGGGGUUCAUCACCUCAUUGGGCUUUGUAGGAUGGGUGUCAAGACUGCGAAGAAAGGGGCUUAUGCGAGUUCGACGACGGCGAGACAGAGGAGAGGCCAAGAUUGGUUGUGA
Didymella exigua CBS 183.55 is the source of this 891-nucleotide messenger RNA. RefSeq lists its product as uncharacterized. The record is from RefSeq and is a predicted model, not a curated record. Lineage: Eukaryota; Fungi; Ascomycota; Dothideomycetes; Pleosporales; Didymellaceae. The transcript has a single exon. Bases 1 to 891 code for a protein of 296 amino acids.